ACCAUUGUGGGCCGCAUGUAUAAAUUUAUAUAUUUUUUUACUAAAGUAGAUCUAGAGCACCACACUAGUGGAAGCAAAAGAAAGCUUAAAUUAAUUUUGGCUGCUUAAUUAUUAUUAAGUAGUAGUAGAUCACCACACUAGUGGAAGUAAAUGAAAGCUUAAAUGGCUUAGUCCACCACUUGGUUUAAAGAAACAGAAAGCAUAUACUUUGAGAGUCGAAAGUGAUCGAAAACAUGGAAGCAAAUUAUGAAGCAGAGGCAGAGCUCAGAGGCCAAGCAGAUAUAUGGAAAUACAUGCUCAGCUUUGCAGAUUCCAUGGCUUUGAAAUGUGCUGUGGAGCUUCGCAUACCCGACAUCAUACACUCUCACGCUAGCCCAAUCACUUUGUCCCAAAUUGCUUCUGGUUUUGCUGACUCUCCCUCUCCGGAUCUCACCUAUCUCGAACGCAUCAUGAGGUUGCUAGUUCGAAGAAACAUAUUCACCGCACAUCAUCAAUCUGACGGUGCAGAAACACUCUAUGGUCUGACUCACUCAUCCAGAUGGCUCUUAAGGGACUCGGAGUUGAGUCUAGCUCCGAUGUUUGUAUUGGAGACCCAUCCAUCGCUAAUGGCUCCGUGGCACUGUUUCAGUCAAUGUGUCAAAGAUGGUGGGAUCGCUUUCAAGAAAGCCCAUGGCCGUGAGAUUUGGGAAUUUGCAUCCCAUAAUCCUGAUUUCAACACAUUGUUUAAUGAUGGGAUGGGUUGCACGGCUAGGAUUGUUUUGAGGGCAAUCGUCUCAGAAUAUAAAGAUGGGUUCGACCACGUGGGAUCAUUGGUUGAUGUUGGUGGUGGGAUCGGUGGGGCCAUCGCUGAAAUCGUCAAGUCCUAUCCGCACAUCAGAGGUAUCAACUUCGAUUUGCCACAUGUCAUCGCUACAGCUCCCGUUUACCCUGGAGUUUCCCAUGUGGGAGGUGAUAUGUUCGAGGGCAUUCCAAAUGCUGAUGCAAUUUUCAUGAAGUCGAUAAUGCACGAUUGGGACGACGAGAAUUGUGUAAAGAUAUUGAGAAAUUGCAGGAAAGCAAUAGGAGAAAAAAAUGGAAAAGUUAUCAUUGUGGACAUUGUUGUGAAGUCUGAAGGUAAUGAGAUUUUCGAUGAAAUGGGAAUGGUAAUUGAUCUAUUAAUGCUUGCACAUACCACUGGAGGGAAAGAGAGAACUGAGAAGGAGUGGAAGAAAAUAUUGAACGACGGAGGUUUUACUCGCUAUAAAAUUAUCAAAAUUCAAGCCAUACUCUCCAUUAUCGAGGCUUAUCCAGAAUGACUUUUUUUUAUUUUUUAUUUUAUUUUAUUUUUUAACUUUAUUGUUUUACUUCAAUUUGGUUGAGGAUAUGUUUUGGUAAUCCCAGCAUAGAACUACGUUCAUGGUGAUUCUGGUUCCAUCUCCCCCCUUACUUGUAUAAUCAAGUAGUUUAUUGAAGUUUUAUUUAAGUAAUUUUAUGAAAUAUUAGUGUGGAAAUGCUCUGUUUCGA
Ziziphus jujuba (common jujube) is the source of this 1503-nucleotide messenger RNA. Its product is annotated as xanthohumol 4-O-methyltransferase-like. Gene Ontology annotation, molecular function: S-adenosylmethionine-dependent methyltransferase activity; O-methyltransferase activity; protein dimerization activity. The coding region runs from base 234 to 1295 and encodes 353 amino acids. The transcript is spliced from 2 exons. NCBI's taxonomy places the organism in Eukaryota, Viridiplantae, Streptophyta, Magnoliopsida, Rosales, Rhamnaceae. The record is from RefSeq and is a predicted model, not a curated record. Gene Ontology annotation, biological process: methylation.